GGGCAGGGCGCCCAGCAACUUCCUGCCGGCGCCCCACGCUCCAUCGUAGUUGCUGCGCGCGCGCAAGCGGCCGGAGGCGGGAGGCACCGCAAGGUCAUCACCCAGCGGUGGCAGCCUGCCUGGGGGCGGGAGACCCUCCUCGGGGCUGGGCGGAGGCCUUUAAGCUCCUCGGCCAUAUUGAACAGCCACCCUGAGUCUUCUUUGUCUGCAAAGUUCUCUCACUAACUUCCAGUUGCGUCUGGGGUGCCUGGGCCCAGGGAGAAGGUCCCACGAAGCCCAUGCGUCCCCAGCUUGGAGCCGGGACAUCACCUUUUCCAAUUUGGACGGAGUUUUGAGCUUCGGGACUGAGCGCAUCCCAGCUCACGUAAGGAUCCCGAAUACUGUUUCCCACGAAUCCGGGUGGGGAGGCCAAUUUGGACCUGUUGCCAGGGGAGGAAUUGAAGGGAGUCCACCCAUCUGACUUGGGGAGGUGACACUCUCCACCGACCCCUCAGAUUGGAAGCUAAGAGUCGUUUGUUUGGGCUCCUUGCCCCCGACCCGAGACUCCAUCCUGGAGAUCUUAAAGACCCUCGAGAAAAGCCACGUGGGGGGCUGGUUCCCCUGGGGCUUCCUGCCGUCCCCAGAUUGCCUGAUCCUCUGGAGCGUGCCCGACGUGUGCAAGGAUGUAGACCUGGACGUGCUGGUGGAGGCCUUAAGGCCUGUGGGCACCUUUAAGAAGAUCGGCAAGGUGUUCCGCAGAGAGGAGGACUCCACGGUCGGGAUGCUGCAGAUUGGGGAGGACGUAGACUAUCUGCUCAUCCCCCGCGAGGUCAGGCUGGCCGGGGGCGUGUGGAGAGUCAUCUCGAAGCCCGCCACCAAGGAAGCUGAGUUUCGGGAGCGACUGAUCCAGUUUCUGGAGGAAGAGGGCCGCACCCUGGAAGAUGUGGCCCGCAUUAUCGAGAAGAGUACUCCGCACCCACCCCAGCCCCCCAAAAAACCCAAGGAGCCUCAAGUGAAGAGGAGAGUUCCGCAGAUGGUCACUCCUCCACUUCGGCUGGUCGUAGGCACAUACGACAGCAGCAACGCCAGCGACAGUGAAUUGAGCGACUUUGAGACCUCCAGAGUCAAGGACAACAGGCGCUCCCAGGGGGCCAGGAAGGUGCGCAAAAUGCCGGUCAGUUACUUGGGCAGCAAAUUCCUGGGCAGCGACGUGGAGAGUGAGGAUGAUCAGGAGCUGGUUGAAGCCUUCCUUCACCGUGGGGAGAAGAAGCCCAGUGCACCUCCUCCACGACGCCGGGUCAAUCUGCCAGUGCCCAUGUUUGAGGAUAACCUGGGACCCCAGCCGUCCAAGGCCGACAGAUGGCGGGAGUAUGUCAGCCAGGUGUCCUGGGGGAAGUUUAAGCAGAGGGUGAAGGGCUGGGCACCCAGAUCAAGCUCUGAGGUUGGCGAAACCCAGCAGGCCUCCACUGCAGCUGAGAGAGGUGGGGCUUUGGGGCACAGCCACACCACCCGGGGUGAUAGAGCUGGACACACUGGGGAUGGGAGUGCUGGUGAGCCCUAUGCCCCAUGGUGGAGGUCCAAGAUAAAGUGGACCUCCUUGAGAGGACACAGGAAGGGGCAGGUGCCACCCCCAGCUCAAGGGGCUGGUGUGCCAGCAGAGGAGCCCGCAGAAGCUGCAGAGAACCAGGGGGUAGACGUCCCACCUGUCCAAGAGGCAGAGGCUGCAGCCAAUCCAAGGGCAGAAGCCCCUGCUGACCGUGGGGCAGAGGCUGCAGCUAAUCCCAGGGCAGAGGUUUCGGCUAAUCCCAGGGCAGAGGCCCUUGCUGACCCUGAGGCUGAGGCUGCAGAUAAUCCAACAGUAGAGGGCCCAGCUGACCAUGGGAUAGAGGCUGCAGCUAAUCAGAGGGCAGAGGCUCUACCUGCCCAGAGGGCAGAAGCUACAGAUAAUCAGAGGGUGGAAGUCUCAGGUGAUAACAGGGCAGAAACUGUUGGUAAUCUUCUACUGUUGGUGGAAGCCCCAGCUGACCAGAGGGAGGGGGCUGGAUCCCAGGCUCUCCAAGAAGCCUCAGCUGGCUCUGGUGCCCCAGGGUCAGCCCCUGGAGCUAGGGCCCAGAAACAGGUAAAGACAGUGAGGUUCCAGACCCCUGGUCGAUUCUCAUGGUUUCGAAAGCGCAGGAGAGCCUUCUGGCACACUCCCCGGUUGCCAACCCUACCCAAAAGAGUCCCCAGGGCAGGUGAGGCCCGGAGCCUCAGGGUGCUGAUGGCUGAGGCUAGACUAGAAGCAGAACAGGGAGAGAGAGAGGAACAGGUGUGAAGGGAGGCCUAGUGCCAGGGGCCACCUGCCCCAUGCUAGGACGCCUCACUCCCUUGCAGACUUUUACCUCCAUGUUUAAAAAUGGAGACUUCAGAGACAGGCAGGCAGCACCUCCCACAUCUCUAACGCAAAGACCUUCUUUUUUUCCUUCUGUCCCUCCCUUCUCCCCCUCCCUCCUUCCUUCCUUCUUGAGACACGGUCUUGCUUGGCAGCUCUGGUACUCCAUAUCUAACCCAGGCUGGCCUCAAACUCACAGCAAUCCUGCCUCAGUCUCCAGAGUGCUAGGAUUACAGGUUUGAGUCACCACGUCUGGACUCAGCCACCCUCUUGAUUUUUUUAUUUUUAAUCUAAUGAGAUUAGACACAUUCAGGGUGGUUAUGGCCAGAGCUUGUUUUUAAUGUUAUAUAUAGAUCAUCUUCCUCCUCCUCCCCCCUCCACCUUUUUUUUCAUACUGACUAUAGCAUCCCAAAGAAUGUAAUGUAAGAGGCUGCUGGAGCUGGCUUUUCUGGCUGGUGGGUUGAACUCCCUCAGAUAUAUCUUUUUUUUAAAAAAUUUUUUUGGUCUUUUUUGAGACAGGGUCUCCCUGUAGCUCCAGCUGUCCUGGAACUCACUAUGUAGGCCAGGCUGGCCUUGAACUCACAGAGACCUGCCUGCCUCUGCCUCCGAAGUGCUGGGAUUAAAGGAGUGCACCACCACGCCCGGCAGAUGUAUCUUUUAAGUGCUCAGCUUGGCAGUGGGAAACAGGCAGAGCAAGGGUCAGGUCCAUUGUUUUUUCCUCUGCUACACAGUAACUGAUUGGUAGCCCCUUUGCACUUGAAAAGAGGGCUCAGGCUGAUAUGGAAAUAAAAAUGUUUAUGAGGCAAUUUCUUGGUUUCGGAGUUGGCAAUAGACAGUGUUGGGGGGGGGGUUGACAUGAACUAGUACCCCACACUUAAGCUAUCACGUUACCCUUGAUUCCUGGAAUGCUGAGCUCUGAAGGUUUUGGAGUGUAUAGGGCCGGACUGUGGGGUUCACAUACUACCUUGAUCUUGGGGAUAAACUACAGAAAGCCACCUGGGAAAUGUGAAUUCUUGGACUGUUGAUGUUAUGCAUGAUCCUUGAAUGUGUAGAGUUUUUGUGCUGUUUGCUUUUUCCAAACAGGUUCCCCAUGCAUAACCCAGGCAGGCCUCAGACCCAUGAUCCUUCUGCCUCUGCCUCCUGAGUGCUGGGAUUACACGUGUGCACCACUGUGCCCAGCCUUGAACUCAGUCUUCAGGCUUGGCAGCAAGCUCCACAACUGGUUCUUAUAAUCAUGAAAAGACUGGGUCGUCAAGGACGGUGAAGAGUGUCUCACUAUAGUGCCUGAUGACUCUAACAGCGAAAAAUGAAUUAAGGUGCACACCUAGCCUCUGUAAAGGUCAGCAGGAGAAAAGGAUAUUGAUGGGGGAGAACGCUUGUGACCAAAAAUUACAUCCCAGCAGCCCUUGUGCACCUCCUUUUUUUGCUGUGCUGGGGAAAGAACACAGGAACUCCCAUUGCUGGACAGGCACUCUACCACCGAGCCAUGCCCCCAGCCCCUCACUGGGGGAUUCUAGGCAGGUGCUCUACCACCAA
This is a messenger RNA of Nannospalax galili (Upper Galilee mountains blind mole rat), 3886 nucleotides long. It is a transcript of the gene Ccdc8, whose product is annotated as coiled-coil domain containing 8. Gene Ontology annotation, cellular component: 3M complex. Gene Ontology annotation, biological process: regulation of mitotic nuclear division; microtubule cytoskeleton organization. The record is from RefSeq and is a predicted model, not a curated record. NCBI's taxonomy places the organism in Eukaryota, Metazoa, Chordata, Mammalia, Rodentia, Spalacidae. The coding region runs from base 761 to 2293 and encodes 510 amino acids. The transcript has a single exon.